Hevea brasiliensis (rubber tree) is the source of this 1564-nucleotide messenger RNA. RefSeq names its product ATP synthase subunit gamma, mitochondrial. Gene Ontology annotation, molecular function: proton-transporting ATP synthase activity, rotational mechanism. Bases 324 to 1295 code for a protein of 323 amino acids. The record is from RefSeq and is a predicted model, not a curated record. Gene Ontology annotation, biological process: proton motive force-driven ATP synthesis. The transcript has 9 exons. NCBI's taxonomy places the organism in Eukaryota, Viridiplantae, Streptophyta, Magnoliopsida, Malpighiales, Euphorbiaceae.
AAAAAUAAGAACAAAAUAAGAAAAUAACUGAAAUCAAUUAUCCACGCUGCGCUGCUUGACCGCUUCAGCUCCCGUCCUUUAAGCCUCCCCUUAACAAACUUGUCACUGCAGCGCAGCAUCUGCACUUCUCUGCUUCUGCUCAUAACAAAAUAUUAAGACGAGAGCGUUUCGCUUAUAAAUGGCAAAUCGGUAUUUCCCAUUUUUCCAUUGUUAACAAAGAAGAGAAUUAAAGUGGAAAAAACACUAGAGCUCGAAGCUAUAACGAACAGCUUGGAUCUACAGCACGCAGGCCGCUAGGGUUUCAUUGAUAGAUUCUUUCAACAAUGGCGAUGGCUGCUUUGAGACGCGAAGGGAGGCGAUUCGCUGCCCCCCUCAUCAGUUCCCAACCGAUGACCGCCAUCCGAUCCUCUCUUAUUGCUGAGGAGCAGACCCCUCUUGGAUUACGUUCUAUCUCAACUCAAGUUGUCAGAAAUCGAAUGAAGAGUGUCAAGAAUAUUCAGAAAAUUACAAAGGCUAUGAAGAUGGUUGCAGCCUCAAAGUUACGUGCAAUUCAAACUGGAGCAGAAAAUUCCCGUGGCCUAUGGCAGCCAUUUACUGCUCUUCUUGGCGAUGUUCCUAGUGUGGAUGUGAAGAAGAAUGUAAUUGUCACUAUUUCUUCAGACAAAGGUCUAUGUGGAGGAAUUAACUCCACAUCAGUCAAGAUAAGCAAGGCUAUACACAAGUUGACUGCUGGUCCUGAGAAAGAAACAAAAUAUGUCAUCUUGGGAGAAAAGGCGAAGGCUCAGUUGAUUCGUGACUCGAGGAAGGACAUUGAACUAUCCAUUACUGAGUUGCAGAAGAAUCCUCUGAACUAUACUCAGGUCUCUGUUCUGGCAGAUGACAUCUUAAAGAAUGUGGAGUAUGAUGCUUUGAGGAUUGUCUUCAACAAGUUCCAUUCAGUUGUUUCAUUUAUUCCAACCAUGUCAACUGUUUUAUCUCCAGAGGUUGUGGAGAAAGAGGCUGAAUCUGGGGGAAAACUUGGAGAACUUGACUCUUAUGAGAUUGAAGGUGGUGAAACAAAGGGUGAAAUACUUCAGAAUCUUGCCGAGUUCCAGUUUUCUUGUGUCCUGUUCAAUGCUAUAUUGGAGAAUGCUUGCAGUGAACAAGGAGCAAGGAUGUCUGCUAUGGACAGCUCAAGCAGAAAUGCUGGCGAGAUGCUUGAUCGUCUGACACUUACUUAUAACAGAACUCGUCAAGCAUCAAUUACUACUGAGUUGAUUGAGAUUAUAUCGGGAGCAUCAGCACUAGAAGGUUAAUUAAAUCUCAUGCCUAGGGUGCUUGAUAGCGACGAAAUAAGGUCUUAGCAAAGGCCUUCUUGGAACUUUAUGGCUAUAUUUUGAGGAUGUUUUUGUUGAGCUACUCCAAUAAUCCCCCUACAAUUGUACUUCAUUUCAGGGAAUUGAAAAUCAUAUUUGUGAUGGUUUCCAGUGAUUUUGGGUUCAUAUACUUUUCUACCUAUGUACCUUCAAAUGGAAACUAAAUGACUAUAUUUUGGAAUGUGAUAGUUCCUGUAAAUUGUGUUUCA